AACGGAAGUGCCGAAAGUGUGGAUACCUUGGACUACGAGCCGCCCCCGGUGCUGCCACCGCGGCGCCCGCCCUGGCCGUCCAACAGCCCGAGCAGCACCGCCUCGAGGUACAUCGGGCAGCAGCGCACCACCUCCACCACCACGUCCUCGCUGACAGCGACGGCGGCUACGACGACUACCACGUCGACGACGCUAGUACCGGCGUCCCGAGGCUCAACGACCUCCUCGUCUGCGCGAGUGUCGCCGCAGCCGCCACCCUUGACGCCGCCCCAGUAUCCUGCGCCCCCACGGCCCCCUAGUCGAAACGGUGGGGAUGAAGCGCGUGUCGCGAGGGCGAGAGGAAGCGGACGCGGAGCAUUACCGAGCAUCAUCCUCGCUAAUGGAACGCCCUUGCCGAGAGUGCCACCACCUCGCGCGGGCUGGGCAGUGCGUAUCAACGAGGCGACACUCGCAACGCCAAGUCAGUCAACUAAUCGUCAUCAGCAUCAACGGCAGCAGCAGCAGCAUACACCGUGUCCAGGUACACCGAGAGCCGUCGAACAAUGGGCUAGCGAGCGGGCAUCGUCGUCGUCGGCUUUGUCGGUUCGCGGUACCCCCUCGCCAUCCUCGCCAGAAGCAGCAUCAGCAAGAAGAACGGGACCAGGAUCAAUCGGGUUCGUCACCUCGUCGAAUCGCGUCCCUGGACCAGGUGGAGCGCGAGGAGCAGAGGGAUCAGAGGUCGCCGGUGUCCGUUUCGCGGAUCAUUGGCAGGAGGAGGAAGAGCUGGAGGCGAAGGAGAAGGAGGAGCACCGGAAGCGUCGCGUGGACGCAGCGGCGCGUUACCAAGCCGAGCAUCUUGGACUGAGAUCCGGUCGGAUGUCGCUGAACAAUGCGAUCCCGCCGCUCUCGCGGCCACCCUCCUCGCAGACCAGCGGUAUAAUCUCUGGAAACGGUCUAGACGGGACCACGGACGCAGGCAGCAACAACUCCGACGACGGCGACAACCAAUCCGUUCACCAGGGUGUCCAGUCGAGUCGCGUCCACGACCACAAUCGUCCGUUUCCACCGCCACGGUUGCCAGCCGUGCACGUAGCCUCUUCUCCGUCGGUAGUCGCCGCAACCACGCUGGCGACCAGCAGUGUCUCGACCCAGUCGAAUCCUAGAAUUCCGGUGACCACCGCGCCUCUGAGUCCCCUGUCUAGCACGUUCAGAAGUCGACCGCGGAACGUCGAGACGAUCGAGACGUCGCCCAGGACGCUCUCCACCUCGGACACGCCUCCCAGAAGUCCCAUCGGCGAGGUGAGCCUGACCGUUCCGCGGCCCGACGGCGAGAGAACCAUCAACGAGUACGUGGAGGCUCCGUUCAAGCACUGCUGCUUGAACCAGGAGCGUCGUCUGGACGAUGAGAAACGAGCCGCGGCCACCGACUGCCCGAAGAUCGACAGGAGGCAGCAGCGUCGGAAGGGUCUCUCCGACGCUGCUGUGGCGGCCACCCAUCAUCGGUUGCACGCCGCCAGGGCUCACCAGGCGUUUCGUAGCGGUUUGAACGCGACGGGGACUCACGCCGCGGCAUCCACGACAGCGAACGCCGUGGGGACCAACGCCGUUACCAAGCAGCCGGUCUCUUUCACCAAGGAGCCAGCCAACAGCCUCGCCUCCAGAACCUACGAUCCGGCCGGUUUGUCGAUAAUGUGCAAUUUUUGCGGCAGAUGCCGUUGCGAGUCCUGUCGCGAACCCCCGCCGUUGCCCAGCAAAUGGCUGUGCGACAACAAGUGCUUCUGUUCCGCGGACACUAUCCUCGAUUACGCGUCCUGCCUCUGUUGCGUGAAGGGACUGUUCUAUCACUGUGCAGACGGCACAGGUACCGGCGGGAUCGACGGAGAGGCGGCAGGGAGCUGCGCGGACGAGCCGUGCUCCUGCACGGGGAACAAGACUGCCUCCAGGUGGGCCUGCCUGGCGGCCCUCACCCUGGUCAUGCCCUGCCUGCUGUGCUACUGGCCGUUCAAGGGCUGCGUGGCCCUCUGCGAGACGUGCUACGCGCGGCACGCCGCCCAGGGAUGCAGGUGCAACCCGAGCACCCUCGGGAGCCAAGCCUCCGGCAGGCAUCAUCCCAUCGCUAACGACAUCGGGGACUCGAGGGACCCGGAGAAAAGGUUGCUCGAUCCGGUCACGCCCGAACUCUAAAGUUUCGCCGUUCGCGCCCUCGCCUACAGAUCGAAAAUCGACGUUUAUCUUUAACAGGGGAGAUCGCUGGACAAGUUUCUCCCGGGGACUGAAACUCCUCCUCGGACUCGAACGGCUAGCUCGAGGGGUACGAGAGAUGUAGAACAACGAAGAGUAACUUUAAAGCGGUGCCGCGUAUCGGUACGUUAACCCUGUUGCGAAUUAACAAUUUUUAUCGCGAUCUCGUAAUUAUAAUUUAUUCGAAUCUUUCCCAAAGAAAUUGGAUAUUCAAUGAAUGAUUUUAUUUAUUUUCUCGUCGGUUACCGACAACUCAACGAAAUGAAUAUACGAGAGGGGUGUGUCACCUCAGCAGCUACCGCUCGAGUCGAUGGGUCGUUUCAUCAACCCCGAGGUUCUAUCUUUAAGCGAGGUAGUAUCGGUACACGAU
Messenger RNA from Hylaeus volcanicus, 2590 nucleotides. RefSeq lists its product as uncharacterized. The transcript has 2 exons. Gene Ontology annotation, biological process: multicellular organism development; animal organ development; negative regulation of Ras protein signal transduction. The annotation marks the transcript as partial. The record is from RefSeq and is a predicted model, not a curated record. Lineage: Eukaryota; Metazoa; Arthropoda; Insecta; Hymenoptera; Colletidae. Gene Ontology annotation, cellular component: membrane; cytosol.